Batrachochytrium dendrobatidis JAM81 is the source of this 1884-nucleotide messenger RNA. RefSeq lists its product as uncharacterized. Gene Ontology annotation, cellular component: nucleus. Lineage: Eukaryota; Fungi; Chytridiomycota; Chytridiomycetes; Rhizophydiales. The record is from RefSeq and is a predicted model, not a curated record. Gene Ontology annotation, biological process: mRNA splicing, via spliceosome. The transcript has 6 exons. The coding region runs from base 1 to 1884 and encodes 627 amino acids.
AUGGACCAGGAAGCGUUCCGUAAAUUGGUGCAAGAACACACAGAUGGUGGAGAUGCAGCCAAGCCAUCGUCAACCAAACCUGCGCUUGCUAGACCCACAUUCUUUCAUCGACCUGGUGCAUCUCGCAACCUACCUCAGCCAAAAAAGGAAGCGACUAAAACUGAGCCAAGUCGGCGACCUUUGAAAGAUGACGAUACACCCACAUAUAGAGAUCGAGCCAAGGAAAGACGAGAGGGAAUCGAGGCUGAGGAUUUUGCCAACCCACAAUCUAUCCUAAACCUACUCUAUGCAAAAAAGAGUGACGAUGUGCAGAUGGAUGAGGAGGUAGCAAGUCAUCCUGAUCAUAGCAAAAACCUUGCACAAACAGAUCCGUCUGGAGACCUGGCUCCUGCAAAAGGAUUAGAUAUCCACCAACUCCGUCAAACUCGCCUUGAGAUGCGACUUCAGAAUGCAGCUGAAAAAAGUGCACAGGAAGCAGUUGCGUAUGUUGAAUCCAUGCAUGGUGCAACAGGGCCUGUAACAUGUUCAACACCAGCCCUUCAGCGCAUAUACGAUCUAGGCAUGCGUGUAGGUAAAUUGGCUCCACCACCUGCCAGAAACGAUCUAUUUAGUUAUGGACGUAUGGCUUUUGUCUGGAAGCUUGGGUUUGAUGGCAACAUGGAUGGUAGUGCUGCCGGAAAGUAUAUCGGAAGCGAUGAUAUGCCAUCUACUCUAGUUCGAUCCAAAAACGACAUCCAGGAAGAUACAAGACAAGCUACACCAGAAUCUCAGAUGAUUGUCGAGAAAUUGAUUGGUCUGUUUGAGUUUUUAAAAGGCGAGGAUCCAUCUACCGAAAGCUCAGGAAUCAAUACAAGUUCUAGUAAGCCAGCCGAGGCGUCUGCUGCCACCAUACCAAAAAAGCCACGUAAGGAUUUGGAUGUUGGACGCAUGAGCGAUUUGGAUUCUGAUGAUGACGAUUCCAAUGACGAUCAUAGUAUCCAGAAACCAGUGGCUUUGGCUGUGAAAAAAUCUGGUGUUGAAAAAGAGGAUGACAGUGGGUCCGACAUUUUUUCUGAUGCUGGGUCAGACUAUGUUCCAGUUAUUGUUCCUAAACAAAAACGAGAUGCGCUCUUGGUCAAUGCAGUGCCCACUCCGUAUUUUCUCUCUCCAGAUGAUCCACACCCUGUAGUAGCACAAACAAAAGAAGCUGAUCAGCCUUCAACAACGCUAUCUACAAUACUUAAGCAAAGCGCUGGAAUGCUUAAUGCAUUGCGAGGAGAUGGCACAGCAGAGCAGAUUAUGAGGCAAAUGGUGGCAGCUUCUGCCCUUCCAACCAUUGGACAGCAACAAUUAAAAAAAAGCAGUGGGACAGACAACAUGGAUACGGACAAGCAAGCAGCGUCUUUGAUUAAUCCAGGAAGACUUGCUGCGCUGGCCCCGCUAGAUUCUGGCAUGUCUGGAUCUAAUACUUAUGAGGACGCGUUCCAGUCUGAUGGUGACUCGGAUAUUGAAGGAGACGAUGGACGAGGGGAUAUUACUCAAAUGGAUCAUGGAACCCAGGCAAAUAAGAAGCGUCAGCUUGGGAGAUUUGAUUUUGAUACAUUGGAAGAGUGGACAGCGUACAAGGAACAGCAGGUGCAUAUGCCAAAAGCAGCAUUUUUGUUUGGCGUCAAGGCAGGUGAUCGUCGAGGCAAAAUGGCUGGAAUGCGCAAUAGUACAGAAGACUUUGAUGACGAUGAGGAUACUGAGCAUCGAGGUGGCAAGUUGGACCGUGAAUACAAGAUGCUCGAUAAAGUGUAUCGACAAAAGUUUGGUAGUGGAUUAGACCAGGAUGAACCCAGCAAUACGUCCAGUAGAAACAAUGGUCAGGCAGAUCAUGGCCGUAACAAACGAAUUAAAAAAUAA